AUGGCAAGCGGCCCCGCGGGUUGUAGCCUGCCUUUGCGGAGGCGUCUCGUUCUUUUUUCUCUGGUUGCUCUUCUGCACGCGGGUAUACGCCCCUCAGCAACUCUCAGCCUCAGGGUUGCAGCCCGCACAGACACCCGCGGGCACGCCCUCCGUCCGCCGGCUGCGGCGCCGGCCGGCGCCGCUCCACAAACCAACUCCUUGCCGUCUUCUCAGCCUGCGUCUGCUUCACCUUCUUCCUCUUCGGCUCCAGAGCCUCCCGUCUUUCCGGCCUUGGGCUUUGGCCAGCUCGCGCCUCCCGUUUUGAUGCUCGUUCCGCAGAUGCCCACCUCAGGAUCGCCGCCUGUCGUGGACAAACCGGAAACGCACGAGGCCCCUUCUCUGCUUCCCUCGCCGAUCUCCACUCAGUCGGCAUCUCUCUCCUUCGCGGAAGAAGCAUCAGAGCACAAAUCGUCCGAAGAUUCCGCUUCUUCCGAAGAUUCCGCCUCUUCCGAAGAUUCCGCUUCGUCCCUUCCUUCUGACCUUCAAUGUACGGUCGCGUUUGAGGGACCGAUCAGGCAGCCGCCGACCCUCUCUCUCUCGUCAUCUUCACCGGCCGGUCCGUUUCUGGCCAUUUUACGCGACAGAAGUCCUGAAGCCAAUGGAUGGAUUCACGGAUUCCAAAAAAAUCUGCAUGCGGGCUACAAAGGCCCCUUCGGCGGGGAAGAAGGCGAGUACGCGAUGUGCCAUCCUCCGAGUGGUCAGCACGUGUACGAUAUCCUCGUGUUCGACAAAGACUAUACUCUUGGUCCGAAACUGAAGGCGAUGAUCAACACGCCGUGGCAAACACGAGCCAGAGCGCUGGGAUCCGAAGAAGAGCUCAUCAAAGACUUGACUCGCAACGCUUCUUCGGAAGGCACUCCAACAAUCGUCACCAGGUGCUCCGUCACCGUCUCACACGAACAAGUUACUGCUGAGGAAGGACGCGAGUGA
Molecule: messenger RNA, 969 nt
Organism: Neospora caninum
Lineage: Eukaryota; Apicomplexa; Conoidasida; Eucoccidiorida; Sarcocystidae
Exons: 1
Coding region: 1-969 (322 amino acids)
Source: RefSeq, a predicted model, not a curated record